Polypterus senegalus (gray bichir) is the source of this 5766-nucleotide messenger RNA. RefSeq names its product solute carrier family 26 member 11 (gene slc26a11). Gene Ontology annotation, cellular component: membrane. The record is from RefSeq and is a predicted model, not a curated record. Gene Ontology annotation, molecular function: secondary active sulfate transmembrane transporter activity. The transcript has 16 exons. The coding region runs from base 650 to 2440 and encodes 596 amino acids. Gene Ontology annotation, biological process: transmembrane transport. NCBI's taxonomy places the organism in Eukaryota, Metazoa, Chordata, Cladistia, Polypteriformes, Polypteridae.
UCAUUUGAGCCGGUUGUGCUAGGAGAAAGGAAGAUGCUCAGAGGAAGUCUUGUGGUUAGUCAAACCACGAUUGCAUUUGCUUUGUUUAUGGUUGUUAUUUUACUUAUGCAAUUUUGGUCGCGAAGACUGUGAUUUUUGGAUGAUCGGCCAUUAUUCAUAGUAGUGACCUAUAAAACAAGAAGAGAAAGAUAAUGGACUUCUUUUGAGAGAGAUCUCUCAAGAUAUGCCCAUUUUAUGUAUACUGAAAAUGCCCGUCCUGAUGGAUAACUAAUGAUGCUGAACACAAUCCAAGAAUUGUCUUUAGAUAUGUCUCAGAAAUGCAUUAGUAUCUAAUCAUUUUUGCAAGUUCAAAUAUUUAUUUUGAUUAUUUUCUUUCAGUAACUUAGACAGAUUCCACUUAAAAUGGAUUUUGUAUCAUUUUCUGUAUAACAAAAUCUACAUGGUCUUUUGGAUAUGGAUAUUUCAUUUUUAUGAACAGUUUAUUUUUUAACCAAGUUAAAAAAAGACAUAAAACCCACAUUUUUUCAACCAUCUUGAUUUAUUUUUUUUAAUUAUUUUAUUGUAACAGAUUGUUAAACUGUGAUGCUCACUUCUGUUUUUCCCAGCAUCAUUUUACUGAAUAAUACUGUUUCAUCUAUAAAACACAAACAUGUCAGGAUCUGUCUAUUUAAGAGAUGAGCGUGCACAUCUUAUAAGUGAAAAUGAAUGCAUGACAGACAAGCCUUUCACAAGGAGAUUAUGUUCAUGUUGUUCCUAUGCUGCUGUCAGAAAGAGGCUUCCUAUUCUCAACUGGCUUCCACAAUACUCUCUGCAGUGGCUCAAACUAGAUUUAAUUGCUGGAUUGACAGUGGGUUUGACUGUGGUGCCACAGGCAUUGGCAUAUGCAGAAGUUGCUGGUCUACCUGUUCAGUAUGGGCUCUACUCCUCCUUUAUGGGCUGCUUUGUCUACUGUGUCCUCGGGACGUCUAAGGAUAUAACAUUAGGCCCAACUGCAAUCAUGUCUCUACUUUGUGCCUCAUACAUUGAUCAUGACCCGGUAUAUGCAGUUCUGCUUACAUUCCUGUGUGGGAUAAUCCAAUGUGUGACAGGCAUCCUACACCUUGGAUUUCUACUAGACUUUAUUUCAUUUCCUGUACUGAAGGGUUUCAUAUGUGCAGCUGCUAUAACAAUUGGAUUUGGACAAGUUAAGAAUAUCUUGGGUAUUCAUAAUAUACCUCAACAGUUUGUGCUGCAAGUUUACUACACAUUCCUGAGGAUCCAUGAAACCAGAGUUGGUGAUGUAACACUAGGACUCAUCUGUAUUCUUAUUUUAUUGUGCUUGAAGUUCAUGAAAGGUCAUAUGAAAUCUACUGAACCAAACACUUCAUUUUUGGUCAAGUCAUGUUGUACUAUAAUUUGGUUCUUUGCAACAGCUCGAAAUGCAGUGGUGGUUUUAUCUGCUGCUGUUGUUGCAUUCGUAUUCACUGACCACAACCUUGAUGUCUUCACGCUGACAGGAAAAACAGCUAAAGGUCUCCCCCCUUUCAGACCACCAUUUUUUUCUGAAAAAACAGAAAAUGAAACACUGUCUUUUAAGGACAUAACAGAGGAUUUGGGAGCUGGACUUGCAGUCAUUCCACUCAUGGGGUUACUAGAGAGCAUCUCAAUAGCAAAGGCAUUUGGAAGUGAAAAUGACUAUCGGAUUGAUACAAAUCAGGAAAUCUUAGCAAUAGGUCUUACUAAUAUUCUUGGAUCCUUUGUUUCCUCGUAUCCUGUAACUGGAAGCUUUGGAAGAACAGCAGUAAAUUCACAAACUGGGUCAUGCACACCAGCUGGUGGACUAGUCACUGGUUCAGUUGUACUACUUUCUCUGGCAUAUCUGAUGCCACUCUUCUACUACAUUCCAAAAGCUGCUUUAGCAUCAGUGAUUAUUUGUGCAGUUUUGCCCAUGUUUGAUUACACAAUCUUCAAGAAGCUGUGGAAAGUCAAAAAAAUGGAUCUGCUGCCUUUUUUGUUGACCUUCAUUAUGUGUUUCUGGGAGAUCCAAUAUGGGAUUGUUGCAGGAGUAAUUCUGUCCAGUUUCAUUCUACUCUACAGAGUUUCAAGACCCCAGAUUCAGAUUUCUGGUGAAGAUGUGGUGGUUCUAAAGUUACAAAGUGAGCUGAAUUUUCCUGCAAUGCAAUACUUCAGUGAUACAUUGUACAAAGAGGCUUUAAAAGCCUCACCACCUCGGUCAGCAAUUGUGGACUUGCACCGUGUCAACUAUAUUGACUAUACAGUGGUUAAAGAAAUGGAAGAUCUGCUUCGACAGUUUAAAGAUAAGAAGCUGUCUUUGGUUUUCACAAGGCUAUCGAAAGAAGUCCUUAGUGCCUUCUUGGCCGCAGACCUUAAAGGGUUCACCUUUUCACACAGUGUGGAAGCUGCAUUACAGUCCUUAACUGGAACUGAAACCUUGAGGUGACACAUACUGUAGCUUAUGCUACUUAAGGAUUAUCUGGUCAGGUCUAGCAAGAUGUGUUAUGUUAACUUUAAUUUCACAACUGCAGCUGAACUGGAUAAUUGUUAGAUUAUUGCACAUUUAGGAAUAAAAUUAUAUGUUUAAAGCUAGGCAGUGUAAAACAAUAAGAAAUGUCUGAUCUCAUAUCAUCAGGUCUCUGUUGUUCCAAGAUAACUAUUCAGUUUUAGACAAUUAGCUUUAAAUGUAGUCUCUGACUAAUUUUGUGAUUUUGUAUAAAGGGAAGUGCAACAGAAAAAAAAUACGCUUCCUUUGUCAGUCACACAAAUUCUCAGCUUGUAGAAAAAAAAAAUCUGUCAUCAUUUAAAUUUUGAAGUUGAUAAGAGUUUUUAAAAUCAUUCUUAAAAAUGUGAAAUCCUGUGCCAUUGUGUAUGUAGUCUCCGUGACGGACAUUAAAGUUGACUAUUUCAAAGUGAAUGGCUGUUCUAGAGCAACAAAUGUGAUGUUUUUACAGGAGCAACAGAAACUCAGUGACAUCCGAUUGACUGGCAUUACUAGUACUGGACUUUUAACAAAAUACAAUAAUCACUACAUUAUGAAAUAUAGACAGUGCUUGAAACUUAAAUUUAAUAUGAAACUGAAAUAGAGUAAUCAAAGAUAGAAAGAUAUAAUUAUACGACUUCAAGGGAAAAAAAUCUUCCUGAAUAUAAAUCUCCUAUUGCAUGACAGUUUACAAUAAUGAAAAUUUACCGUUACUUGCCCUGUAAAAACAUAGCUAAACAUUUUUUGCUUACUCUGCUAAUUCAAAACUUGCACUGUUGACUAAAUCAAAACCAUCACAUAGGUGAUAAUCUUAAGCUGUUAAAACCCUUUUAAUUCAGUUUAAUUACUGUAUCCAGCUGUUUUUGUGGGCUGCAUUUAUGCUGUAUUUAUAAUCCCAUAGGCUAAAAUAAGUGGCUUCAUUCACCUGAUAAAUCUGUGUAGGGUACAUUUCCUCGUGGGCGGAAAUUUAAAAAGAGUUAAGUAAAAGAAAGUGAGUUGUAGGGCUGUCACAUUUUAUAACAGAAUUUUUAUUAUUUCAAUAUAUAUUAGAGUUUGAAUAUUUAAGUCAAAAUUGAAUUGUAAAUGUCUCAUUAUUCAGCUUCAUUUUAAUCUAGCCCACCAUUUGAUAUUGUGGAUUUUUUUAGCUUGCAAUUUAAUUAGCUCGUAUGCACACGUCACUUUUAGGCAUAGACAUUUCACAUUUUGAUUGGUUAGCCUCUGUGCCUUUAAUUAAAUAGGCAGGAUUCUGUCAGAUGAGUAGGAUCAGCCUCAGAUAAAAGCUGUUGUGGCCUUCCAGUGUGGCUUCGCUCCGUAGCUCGUUGAACUUGAUCCUUACCAUGAAAGGGAAAAUGUUAUCUGAGGUAGAAUUUUAGGUACUCUGUGUGAGCAAAAGUGGAUUUGUUCAAAGAAGAAAAUAGAGAUGCAUUUGCUUUGUUCUGUGGGUCACAUUCUGUGACAGAUAGUGGAGGAUUUAAACAGAAGAAGCCCAGAUGACAUCGCUCCUUGUCAGACCCAUUGCAAGCAGCUGUUAAUUUAUUUUGGCAGGUUGCAGGUAAAUCACCUUAUAUGUUAGCAGAGGCUGGAACAUGUAAUAUCAAACUAUACCUGUACAUCUCUGUUUAUGUAAACUGGAGCACUGGGAGUCUCUUCGUGUUUAACAAAUGGAACAACUGAACAUUGUAAAGAUCAGUGAAUUGGUCAAUAGUUAUAUUAAUUGUAUUUCAUUUAAACAGAUAAGAGCACAGGGAGCUUAUUAUAUUCUAAAUAUCCAAAUAUUUAGGAUGCAGUGGACUCCCAGAAAUUACACAGCCUUUGGUGACUAACAAUUGUUUAUUGUUUUGAGAAAGGACAAUUCACUAUAGAAAGAAACAAUGCUGCUUUAUCGCAUGCCAAACACAGUCAAGGCAAGCACAUUUAAGACAGUGGAAACCAUGUCUUACCGGAGCCAUUACUUACACUUCCAACAUUCUUGAGCUGCUGAUAUAUUUAUUUAGUGCUGUGGUUACUUUAUUUUAAUUUGCAUUUAUACAUUUGUCAUUUUUGAAUAGUCUGGGGCUGCAAGUCACAUAUUUGUGAAUUUCAAUUGCCUACUUUAUGCUAUUUAAACCUCCUCUUAUAUUGCCAGGAGCAGAGGUAGCACUGCAUAUGUUCACUUGUUAUGAAUAUAUGAGCUGGAAGUAGCAACUAAUAAAGUGAUCUCUGAACAUGUGCAUUCAGUUUGCUUUGCUAAUAAAACUAUAUCAAUCAUAUCAAAAAGAAAAGCAUCAAUUUACAUGUCUCUUUGUGAGUUUUCUAUUUAUUUUUGAGAUAUAUUACCUCAGUAUGAGUUAAGCAGCAACUUGAAUCACUUCAGUUGUCAUGCAUCGCUUAUAAAAUCUUGUGGCUCUCUCAUGACCUUUGUACCUUACUCUGUUUUUCUGUCUCCCACUCUGGCACCUGCACAGCAGACUGCUAACUGCUAUUUCUUCCACCAUCCCAAAACAUUUAAAUUUAAGAACACAUUUCCUAUAGAUCCCAUUGAGAAAGCAGUCAGAACUGACAUACUAAAGGUAAGAAGUAUAGCGGAAAGUGUUAUUUGUGAAUAAUUAUCUACGUUAUGUAGCAUCUUACUACUGUGCUUAUACAUACUGUACCUAGAAAUAAAAAUCACACAUGUUCCGCUACAGAACAAAGAUAAUAGUUUUCUAGUCUUUUAAAAAUAUUAUGUUGUGAUCGUAGGUGGGGUAGCAGCAUCCCAAACCCCCAGACACAACUACACAAAACAGUCCUGGGUUCAAAUAAAAGACCUUCUUUAUUAUUUCUACUUCCACUAUUCACUGUUCCUUAAUAAUGCAAUUAUGAAAAACAACACUUUUACCUUCUUACCACCUUCCCUUGAAGCGUCCCUCCUCACCCUGACUACUCUUAGAGGAUACUCUGCUUCUUUUAUGCCAGACCCAGGAGGACUUGUUAAAGAGGUCUUACCGAAUCCUUCUAACUCCGCCAGAUGGCACCCAAAUCCCCUACAGGGCUCUUCCAUAGGACUACAAUUCCCAGCCUGCACAGCGUAUAUUCCUAUGGGUAUCCCACCAGUGGGAUGCUGCCACCUUGUGUACAGGGGGUGAAUAUAACUUUGGGAGGCAGACACCUCUUCUCCUUCUGUCAUGGCUUCCUUUUCUGGCCGGAAUCCAACCUCCAUCUCAACCGGGGCACUUGUCCGUCCCCCACAACACUCACAAUGUAUAUUAUAUAAAAAUAUUAUUUAUUUUAUACACUAACACUGAAAAGAUAUCUUAUACUGUAUAUAAGCA